UUAUGGUAGGUUUUGCAGACCCCUCCACCAUGCCUUCCCAUCCUGGAUGGCAGUUGAGAAACUUUCUGUAUUUCCUGGCGUACCACUGGGGAGAUAAGAUUUCAAGAGUAAAAGUCCUCUGCUUUAGGAACCGUUUUCGUGGAGGACGAAGAGAGAUUAAUCAUAGUCUUGUAAUAAAUGUUACUCUUCCAGUAUUGACUGAUAAAGAGUGUCCAAAGUGCAUCGGUUGGGAGAAAAACAAGAAUCAAAAAGCCGUUCCUCGUUAUGUUGACCUGAGUGCCACAAUGGAUCCUGAAAAGUUAUCUGAGUCGUCUGUAGAUCUUAAUCUCAGGUUAAUGCGCUGGAGACUUCUACCAUCCUUAGACCUGGAGAUCGUGUCUAAGGCACGGUGUCUUUUACUUGGUGCUGGGACCCUAGGGUGUAACGUGGCGCGCUGUCUGUUGGGAUGGGGUGUACGGACCAUCACCUUUGUUGACAACGCCCGCAUCUCCUACUCCAAUCCCGUACGGCAGAGCUUGUUCGAGUUUGAGGAUUGUAAAGGAGGCGGCCAGCCUAAAGCAGAGGUGGCUGCGAAUGCGCUAAAGAGGAUCUUUCCUGGAGUUCAUUCAUCCAACGAGAUGUUUUCAAUACCGAUGCCUGGUCACGCUGUGGGAAGCUCACCGGAGGCAAUACAGGCCGUCCAAAAAGAUGUCCAGCGAUUAGAGGAAUUAAUCGAUGCGCACGACGUUGUAUUUCUAUUAAUGGAUACACGAGAGAGUCGAUGGCUGCCUACUGUUAUUGCUGCUGCAAAGAAAAAGUUGGUCAUCACUUCUGCUUUGGGUUUCGACACAUACCUGGUGAUGCGUCAUGGUGCUCGAGAGGUUAGCAACCAGGGUACUGACCUGGACAUAUCUGCCCUGGRGUCAAUACCUGGUACACAUCUUGGAUGUUACUUCUGUAACGAUGUCGUUGCUCCUGGAAAUUCUAUGCGUGACCGCACGUUAGAUCAGCAGUGUACUGUAAGCAGGCCUGGUAUAUCUUAUGUCGCUGGUGCACUGGCUGCAGAGCUUAUGGUAUCUGUUCUGCAACACCCAAAAGGGGCUUGUGCUAUGGCCAAUACUAGUGCUAAAGACAGUCACCUUACAGCUGAGAUGGAAUCAUCACUUGGUCUUGUACCUCACCAGAUACGUGGAUUUCUUUCUCGUUACAAUACUGUUCUACCAGCAAGCUUGGCCUUCGAUAAAUGUAUCGCCUGCUCAGACGAGGUCGUCACAUCCUACAUGAAUGAGGGAUUCUCCUUUCUUCUUCAAGCCUUCAACGUACCCAAAUACUUAGAAGAUCUAACGGGUUUGACGAAGCUCAUGCAGGAUACACGAGUCGAUGAGGUUUGGGAAAUGAGUGACGACGAAACAAUGGAUGACUAAGCUAAAGUAAGGUCACGUCAUAAACCAUGUGAUUUACCCACGUGCUAGAUUCUCAUACGUCAUAACUCAUUCACGUGAUUAGAUUUUAACCAGUAACAUUCUGAACUCUCGGUGAGAGUCACAUGAUACUGUGCUAUUUUACGUCGUAUACUAAGUAACCUCCUACACAGGAAUCCCAAUCUCUGUAUUUGGGCACAGAGCUUGACAUUUCUGUAUCCCUUCAAAUUCAUUAUUAAUAAUUAUUAGAAAUUAUUAUUAGAAAUCGAAAUUUUACAGACGACUUAAAGCAUCAUUUGUAUUCUAAAUUCAAAUUACAACCUAUGUAUAUUUAUAUUAAAUCAACUCUUAGAAAAAUGAUAUUCAAUUUCAAUAUAAGAUAUUACUAAAUAAUUCAAUCUCAUAAUCACUAGAGUGCUCACACUAAAUCCGUGAAACAAAUACUAAUUUUUAGUACUAAAUAGUGACAAUUAAACAAUAGAAAACGAAGGAUUCUGUAUGAAAUAGUACUAAUUAGUACUAUUUAAUGUUCACGGUUUUAGUGCGUGCACUCUAUAAACAAAACAAAAAAAAGAAAUCUCCCUGCAUUAGCCCCACAAAUGUUAAAAAUUACAUAUAUGAUGUCAUAGCCGCCAUGUUGGCUGAACACAACGAACCAACAUGGCGGCUAUGUUUUUCGUUAUUUCAUUUUUUUGCAAACCAAGAAUAUUUCUUAGUUAUAAAGCAUUUUUGGUAGCGCACCCGACCAAUAUUUUUGUCAAUACUUUUUUAAUAAAAAAUAAUUUUUGAUA
Messenger RNA from Actinia tenebrosa (Australian red waratah sea anemone), 2191 nucleotides. RefSeq names its product ubiquitin-like modifier-activating enzyme ATG7. Gene Ontology annotation, cellular component: cytoplasm; phagophore assembly site. NCBI's taxonomy places the organism in Eukaryota, Metazoa, Cnidaria, Anthozoa, Actiniaria, Actiniidae. Gene Ontology annotation, biological process: autophagosome assembly; cellular response to nitrogen starvation; autophagy of mitochondrion. Gene Ontology annotation, molecular function: Atg12 activating enzyme activity; Atg8 activating enzyme activity. The record is from RefSeq and is a predicted model, not a curated record.